UUUUUUUCUUUGUUUGUUUGUUUGUUUGUUUUCCGGUUUCUUCUGUUAAGUGACCUCACGUGCGCUGCUGCAGGUGUUUUUGCGUGAGCGUUUGCGGGUGUCUGCGAACAGCGGCACGUUGCUGCCUCCGCUCCCACCUCUCCGUCACCGCCUCAGUCUCCGUGACCGGACUGACACUCCGAGCCGCCAUCCCUGUCACCACACCGGUACUAUCUCCCUCGCUUCACCUCCACCCCUCUCCACCUCCCUCUCUCUUCACCUUCAUCUCAAUCCCUCCUCCUCUUCGUCUUCCUCCUCCUCCUCCUCCGGCUGUUGUUGCGCCGCCGCUGCUGGCGCUUCUGCUGCAGCUCACAACUUCCAGAGAGCCUCAUCUCCGGGCACAACAAGUCCGCCCUCUGGUUCCCCCCCCUCCCCUUACCGGCCGGGGAUGCUCGUCUCGCUCGCCUUAAAUGCGAUGUGAUAAAUGGGCCGCGCAGGAUGUGAAGCCCCGCAAGAAGAAGCAGGAGGAUGGCGAAACCGGGCUUGUCUGCGGCGGCGGCGGCGCUGCCGCUGCUCCUGCUGGGCUCCUUCCUCUCGGCGUCCUCCGUUAAAGCCGACGCUGCGCUGUCAGCUCCGCUCAAUGUGACCAUCAGAGAGCUGGAGGUCAACUCAGCUGUGGUGACGUGGGAGAUCUUGGAGGGAGAUCCCGUCAUCGGAUUCGCCAUCACCCAACAGAAGAAGGAUGUGCGGAUGUUGAGGUUCAUCCAGGAAGUGAACACCACCACCCGCUCCUGCGCGCUGUGGGACCUGGACGAGGAUACCGAAUACAUCGUCCAUGUCCAGAGCAUCAGCAUGGAAGGCAGCAGCCCCCCCAGCCAGCCCGUUCUCUUCAAAACGCCAAAAGAGUCGGAGAAAAUGGCGUCCAAGAGUCCCGACGAGGUGACGAUGGAGGAGGUUGGUCAGGCUGCCCAGCUGAGGGCCGGAGAGCUCAUCAUCAUUGUUGUGGUGCUCGUCAUGUGGGCAGGGGUGAUCGCCUUGUUUUGUCGUCAGUAUGACAUCAUCAAAGACAACGAGCCCAACAACAACAAGGACAAAGCCAAGAACUCCUCAGAGUGCAGUACACCUGAGCACCCACAAGGGGGGUUACUGCGCAGCAACGUCUAGGACCAACCUUCUGUCGCCUUCUGCAAUAACCAACCUAAGACCUCAGGACGGACCCUGAGACCAACAGAAAGCCAUUCUCAGAAAAAGAAAAAGACAAAAAAAAA
Messenger RNA from Poecilia reticulata (guppy), 1247 nucleotides. RefSeq names its product fibronectin type III domain containing 5b (gene fndc5b). The record is from RefSeq and is a predicted model, not a curated record. Lineage: Eukaryota; Metazoa; Chordata; Actinopteri; Cyprinodontiformes; Poeciliidae. Gene Ontology annotation, cellular component: plasma membrane; extracellular region. Gene Ontology annotation, molecular function: protein binding.